CCUUGAUAACGAUAUGCACCGGCUGCGACUAUACAAUUUAUAACAAGAAGCUAUUUUAAAACUGUUUUGAAACAAAAGCAACAAGUGAUGGACUGGGAAGCAUGAGUGGACUGUUGAAUGAAGUUCAGCGCAUCCUCGGUGAUGUGCGCUCGGAGAAGCCAGCCACACGAAGCAAGGGCAUUGAACAGCUGGACGAAAAGUUGGCCAACUGCAGAGAUGAUUUGAAUGCGCUGAUCCUGGACAAAAGGAACGAUUUGUCGUGGCCCAAUGUUUUUGAUGCAUCCAAAGAGGCACUUUUCAAGCACGCCUCAAAUUUGCACGAUGCCAACGAGAAAGCUUUCAAGACAUUGGCGGCAAAGAGCUACUUGUAUGGCAAUGUUCUGGAAAGGAUUACAAAAUUCAAUAUAGAAGCUGGCAGUGACACAUCUGGAAAGGGUCACUUCCUGGCAAAGAUAACCAUCUUUAGUGCAUUCGAAGAGGGCAUCAAAAUGCGAACUGUGGUGAAGUACUUUGGCGAUCGAUUCAUGAACUUACUUGAGCGGGGCAUCUACUCCUCGCCCAGCUAUGUUCGCGAGCUAAAAAUCAAUGAGUACAGUCGCAUCCUUUCGUACCUGUUUGAACUGAAUGUGCACGAUGAUGAUUUUCUACGCAAUAGGAUAUUGAAAUGCAUAACCAAGACUGUUGGCUUGGCCAAGGAGCGCGUUCAGUUGCACGUUGAUCUUGUGGAAUACCUGCCAGAGCUGAUCAACUUUGCUCAGACGGCAAAUGCUGCCAGAAAAACGGAUAUUGUUCGUUUAUAUUUCCUAUUCGCCACAGAGCUCUCUGUGAACUACCACCAUCAAUUGUGCCUCCACAUGCAAGAGAUUCUGCCCAAACUGUGCGAAUAUCACAACGAGGAUGUGUUUCGCGACGACACCAGAAAAAUAUUCUUCCAGUGCGUCAUUCAUUCACUGCAUUCGCUAUAUCCCAAGCUCAGCGUUUGCGAUUUCAACACCUUUGGGGUGCCGCUCAACGAGAAAUGGCCACAGACCAUGCUUAGGCUGAAGACAAUCGUGGACAUGGAAAUACGCAAGAAUUCUUUGGUCCGCUAUAAGACCGCAAAACUGAGCAAUGACAAGUUCUGCGAGUCCUUCAUCAAGAUGUCGGCGCUGGUCAUGUAUAUAGUGCUAUGGGACUUGGAGUUACGGAAAAACGACUCGAAUGGAGAUGGGGAUGCGCCCAAGAAGCUACGCAGACCCUCGGACAAAAUGGAGGUAUUGUUCGGGUUGAUUGACAAGAAGGAAACCACAUUCGAUGAUGUCUGGUUUGCCAUAUAUGCAGAGGUACUGCAGUUGAGCAUUGUGGUCCUGAAUGUGGCCAACUACCAGCAGGCAUUAAGCACUGUUCUGGGUAUCCUGCAAAUGUAUGGCAAUGUCAGGAACCUGACAAAUGUGCGCAUAUGCGUGAGAUGCCUGCUCGCAAAGGAGCGAGAGCUGUUACAGUCGCAAUCCAUACAGGAGAACUAUCUGGCUGACUUGUGGAGUCAAAUGGGAAACCAUUUGAUAUCCGUGACCACCACGAUCAGUGAGGAGAUCAAGGAGAAGCAACUAAUGCUGCAGAUGCUGAUCAAACACGACAAAUUGAAUCAUAAGAUGGCCUCUAGCCUGUUGCACAACAUCAUCUCGAAUGAGAUGCUGAAGCGCAACGAAUGCAUUGCCACCAUACGCGAGAUUUACAUACGUGCAGGACAAUGCGGUCAGGAUAAGGCAUCGGCUGCACUGGAGCCCAUUAUUAGCUGGGCCUAUGGCAGCGGUGGGAGAAGCAGUGUCACUCAGGUGAUACACAAUAUAGCCAGCAUUGAUGCCAACCUCCUGGCAGAUACAUUUUCGAUUAGCAUCAUCAACUUUCUGGACGAGCAGCAGCUGCAACAGCUGUGCAACAGCCCAGAUCCAGGCACAGUCCCAACCGAUCAGAAUCUCAUAGCCUAUAGAUACAACAAGCAACUGCUUUGCCUGGACAAGGAAUAUGUGGCGCCUGUUAAGUCUGCCAACCAGCAGCUGCACAGCAAACACAAGUCGCCAGCAAAGAACUGCCUUUACCAAAGCAAUUAUGAGUUUCUUAUGCGCAGCCUCAACUUUCCGAGUGCCAGCGAGAGUCAAGCGGCUGCCAUACUAAAGAAUCUGAACAAUCUGGAGAGGCUAGUCUGCACCAUGGAGAGACUUCUUUACUACAAAGUCUUCGAUGCCGACAAUUUUACUGGCUGUCCUUUGAUCAAGAGAAUAGGCCUGUUUUUGAGCCACAUUGAGUUCCAAUACAAAGCCAAUUGUACAGAGAUGAUGGAUGAGAGUGACCUGCGUGAGAUUCUUCGGCAACAGAUCGCUGUGCUCACGGUUUUCCGAUCUAAUUCCAUUCUUUUGGACUACCUGGAGAGACAACCCAUAGAAAUGUUGGUGGAAUUUACAGGAUCUACUCUCAAAGAUCAUUGCAUGCGCCGGGAGCGAUCUGAUAGUGCGGUUCAUGCUACCAUAACAGCUCAUUGUUUGCACAUUUUGGGGGCUCUGUGCAGCCUCAGUUCGCAUCAUGACGAGUCCUUUGAAUACAUCUCGAAAAUUACUAUGCGUUGGACGCCUUCAGAUGUGAUAAUUGUGACCAAGAUGCUGUGCAGCUGCGACAGUAUAUCGGAUGCAGCCAUCAUAUGGCUGGUGGACAAACUGAAGUACGUUUUCCAGCAUCAUCAUCUCGAUUUGGAUGUCAUCAAUGAGAUAGUGGAUCAUAUUCCUACUAUUUUCCACUUUGUCUACCAUACGGAACAGCAGCUGGAUGACAUGUGGAUGGCGUUGAGUUCACUGCUGAAGAUUGCUCUGAAGAAAUCCUAUACCUCCCGCCUUACAGCCAAAAUUGUGCGUUGCGUUGGCUCGAUUGCCGAGCGUUGUCCGGACAUCUAUCUGAUGGAAAACUUUUUGGUGCUCUGCAAGUCCACGGCGAAAUUCAUUACCAUGCCCACGCUAGAUGUGCGCUUUGCCACGAUCUCUACCCUGGGCAUUGUUCUCAACACAAACUGCGUGGCCAGCGAUCCAAUCAGCCAUUCGCUGCAGCACUCGGAAUUCUGUAGGGAGCUGUACGAGAGCAUUGAAUUCAAAAAGCUUGCGUUCAACGAUGAAGAUGACACACGGAAUAGCAACUCGAUGAUGGUGCAAAUGCUUCUAGCGAUAUUUUCCCUUGGUUCGUUUCACCAGGAGAUUGCUCUAAAGGAGCUGCUGUAUCAUUGUGCCCGACGAAGGUUGGGAGAGGCUGAAUUUGUGGCAUUGCAAAAUCAAGUUCCGGGCGCUGAUCAAACCAUGCGCGAUCGCAUUCGUCCCUAUGCCGAUAUUCUGCUGCACAAGUGGAGCUCUCAGCGCUGGCCAAUUUUAAAGUUUCCCUAUUUUCUGUGCUAUGAAUCGAAGGACGCUUUUCGAAAAGCCCAAAGCAGCAGAAUCAUGGCCUAUUCAUUCCUCUAUGGGCAGCCCGAGGACAUACAUCGCCACAGAAAGUCCAUCAGCAUAGAGGCGGCCAUGCCCAUGAUUGCAGCUUUCGUGCUGCCCCAGAGCUGUCUUUGUGCCGAAAGCGAAAGCCAGGACUUUCGGGAGCAUCACCUGUUGCUGUCAGAGAAUUUGCAGCACUACAAACUCAAUCCCAAGGAAGUGUCUCUCAAUGUGGAGACGCUCUACAUUGUGAUUAGUUGGCUGCACGAUCCGCAGGAAAUGGGGAGAUUAUUUGGCCCCUCGGUGCCCUGCACCCAAAUACGCUACUGGUAUAAUCUGACAGGGGAGUCGCUCUUCAAAUGCCUCAACUGGUUUAUAUGUUCUAAUAGCAGAUCCUCGGGGGAUGAUCGCCUCCAGGCCAUGUCCAUGCUUCAGAUCAAGCAUUCAUGCAUAUUAAUCGAUCUGUUAGGGCUCUUGAAGACCGAUUGCUUCAAUGCCAUCUUCCCCAGCCAAGCCAUUAAUGCCUUUUUUCUGUACUGCGCCAUAGCCAAUGCUCUAUACGAUUCGGCGUUGGCUCUCGAGGGACCAAAAACCGUCAUUCCAAUCUCUUACUUUGUGCGGGACAUUUGGUUCUUUGUCGUUAGGUUUCUGCUUCACAGCAAGUGCAGUCAAGUGCAUCUGUGUGCUCUCUCCUUCCUGGAUCUACUGCUCAAUAAGCCUGGCUUCGGAUCGACUGACUUCUCGAAUCACAUGACUGAGAUAGCCAAGCUAUUGAUAUGUUUUCAGAUGCACUGCGAUGUGAAAGCCGUCAAUGAGAAGGUCGUGGAGGUUGUGAAUCAUAUUCUGAGUGCACACAGCACCCAGAUCGACAUACAAUCCAUUCUGGAGGAGAACUCGGAAUGCCAGUUUCUUCAGAAACCCAAUGCUGCUCUACAACACGUCGACAGGACUGAUGUGCCUAGCUUUCUGCGCUCAUUCCUCAAAAAUCCGACAGCAGAGCGCUUGCAUGACCUUAGGAUUUAUAUUGCCGAGCACAAGGACCAGUUGCAGGCGCACGAAACACUUCUCUUGGAGGUGAUCAAACGUCUUAUUCAAAUGGCUCGAUGUGCGCAAAGUAAAGAGAGCAGCAAUCUGGAUGCCAUGAAGUGUCUGGCCCAAAUAGGACCAUGGAAGCUAACAAAUAUUUCAUAUUAUUUUCAAACCGACUUUGAUUCCUUCGAAGAGUCGGAGCUAGAGCCCAUGGAGAAAUUCUUGGUCGUGAUAUGUGAAGUACUGGAGAAGUAUUUGUUCCAGUUUGACCCCAAGACGCAUGACGCUCUUGUGGCCGUUGCCAUUCAGGUUGCGAACAGCAAGCCCGCCGCCACGAUAUUGAAUCGCUUCAAGAACCUACAAAUCUUUGUUGAGAAGUCACCAGAAUCGAGUUUCCUGAAUGCACAUCAGCACAUACCACCCAUAGAUUGGCUGAAUGCUCUCAAAUCCAGCCAGGACUUGGAAUAUGUGCCCUGGAUGUGUGCCUUCGUGUCGCAGGUUUUUAGGGCUUGCGGCUGGCAGGGAUUCGAUGCUUUGGCUGCGUCUUCCUUUCCGUUUGCCGAGACCUGUCUGCAGCCAUUUAUCAAGUUGUUGUUGGCCAACAAACAGCAGCAGCACCUGGAGAGUCUCUGUCAAAUGUUGGACUACUUUUUCGAAGGUUUCGCCAGCUCCACGGCAGCUGCCCAAACCCAAAAUAUAUUCCACAACAAGCGGGCUAUUAAGAAGUGUUUGCACAUUUGCGAGUGCAUACGGAUCGUCAACAAUUGGAGCAUUCCCAUCAAGCUGGAAAAUGUGGUCAGGGCCAGUAAUCACUGUCAGGCCUAUUUCCUUAGCGUUAUGUACCUGGAGCUGUGGGCCUGCGGCUCAGUAAAAUCCAAAUUCCUGGAUGAUGAGUCCUUUCAGUCUUCGGCCAAAAAGGCUUACGAGUCGAUUGGUUGUCUGGACGCCAUUCCUGGCUUUGUCAAUCCCAUGCGCUCCCGCGUGGAUUUUCACGGUCGCAACAACAACUUGUCCGCCAUUCUGCUGGAGUCGGAUCACCUGGACAGUGCUAGCAGUCAGAUGGCUGUGGAUCUCAUGAAGGGUAACGGUCUGUGGUCAUUUGCCAAACUGCAGCAGCAGGAGCCGGACUAUGAAAUCUUCUGGCGACUUGGCCAGUGGGAUAUGCCAUCCGAUCAGCAGCCACAACAAUUGAAGCACAGCACUGGGGCCACCAUUAAUUUGGAGCAGGAAUUCAAGCGGCAUCAUUUUGUGGCACUUAGGAGCAUUGGGCAGCGCGAGGAGGAGAACACCCUUUCGGCCAUUGGGAGUGGCUAUGAGUGCGUGCGCAGGAUUCUACAAGACAACAGCAUGGAGUGUCUGCAGAGUGUGUACAAGUACCUCACAUGGCUGUGCACGCUCCAGCAGGCAGAAGACUUUUGUGAGAUCCAGUUUGGGGCACAGCUAGACCCGGGGCAGAUGUCUAAACUCUUUGGAAAAUGGCAGACGGAACUGGAGCUUAGUUACGGCAACUUUUCAUGCAAGGAGUAUAUCAUUUCGCAUCAGAUUGCACUCUUCAAGAUGGCAGGAACGCGGGCCAGCCGUCGCAUGCAGGACUAUUACAAGGAAAACCCCAUGGACACGUAUCUGUUGAAGGGGAUUAGCGAGUGCAAGGCGGCGGGGAAGCUGAACAUAGCCUCUAAAUACAUUGGGAUGCUGCGAGAGCUACCCAAUAUUAAGGCAUCCACCAAGAUCUGCGUGCUGCUGGAAGAUGCCGAUGUUAAUGUGAAAAUGGGUAAUCAUCAGAUAGCCAAGGCCAUCCUGGAGUACGUGGUCGAAAACCAAGAGUUCGUCUAUUGCGUGCAGCGGGUCCCAGCCGUGCUCAUGCAGGGAGAAUUCCUCAUGGACUGCAAUGCCGACAGCUUGAGCUCAGUGCUGAAGAAUAAAUUCAAUUACUCGAUCCAGCUGAUCGAUGACUUUGUGCUGCAUAAAGAUAAACUGAGCGCAGCGUAUCCGCAGUCCUUCAAGUGGCAGGAGCUUGAAACCUUUGCUAGGCAGCAUCGCACAGCGGCCUAUGAGGCCAUGGCCAAGUAUGCCGAUCGGGAGUACCAGCAGCUGCACGAGUAUCGCCACUCGCAGGACUACCAGACGCUGAAGGACAUCAUAGAGCAGAAUCGUUUAGUGGCGGAAACGGUAUCGAAUCGCGAGUCCCAAGACAAGCGCAUCAUCUCCAAUCAAAUGAAGCGCUAUGCCCUACUGGACGAGAUGGAGCUGAAGCGCAUUGAACAGAAUCUUACAGAGCAUUUGUGCACGGCUGUGAGGAAUCACAUUGCCUACUGCAGGCUGGACAGCGGCUUCUCCAGCGCUGCCAUCUAUCGCAUCAUCUCGCUGUGGUUCACCAAUGCCCACAACGAGCAGCUGCAGAAGUGCAUCAAUGAGGAGAUCCUCACAGUGCCCAGCUACAAGUUUAUUUGUGCCACCAACCAACUGACGGGGCGUCUCAAUUCUAAAAACCCCAGCCUGCUUAAGAUCCUGUUCGAGCUAUUGGUCCGCUGCGGCCAGGAUCAUCCACAUCACACCUUUUACAAGCUGUAUCCCCUGGUAUUAGCCCGCCUGGACGGCGAUGGCAGCAACACGGAACGGGCGGGCAUUGUCCGUAAGAUAAUAACGAAAAUCUGUGAGAAGAAUCCCCUAGCAGACAGAUGCAGCAAGCAGCUGGAGGCAGUGCUGCCAGCUAUUGUCACGUUUGCAAACGAGGGAAUAUCCGAGAACCGCCAUCAACCAAUGAAUAUUGCGAUGCGGCUGAAGCAGUUCGAGAAGGUGAGGCGUCAUAGGAAUCUCGAUGCCAUGCAGUGUCCCACCCUGGAGCUACCCAUUUGUCCCGACAAGGAAUACAACAACAUUACCAGCAUCUGCAAGUGGACGAAUGAAAUUGGCAAUUGCGGUGGCAUUAAUGCGCCCAUCAGAGUGCAGUGUGUCUGCUCCGAUGGCCAGACACGGGCACAGCUGAUCAAGGGCAAGGAUGACCUGCGUCAGGAUGCCGUCAUGCAGCAGGUCUUUGGGAUUGUCAAUCAGCUGCUGAAACAGGACUCUGAGUUCAUUGAUCGCAAGCUGCAACUUCGCACGUACACAGUGACGCCCCUGUCUAUGCGCAGCGGCAUCUUGGAGUGGUGCCCCAACUCUAUGCCAGUAGCCGAGUACCUGGUGGGACGAGAUAGCAAGAGCGGCGCCCACAUAAAGUAUCAUCCCAAUGACUGGAAGAACGUGAAAUGUCGCACCUUACUAGGGAGCCAUGCGAAGUCGUCCAAGGAGAAGCGAUUUGAAGUCUUUCAGGAAAUAUGCGCACAUGUGACGCCUGUUUUUCACUACUUUCUGCUGGAGAAGUUCCCCAUACCGGGUGUGUGGUUCGAGCGGCGUUUGGCCUACACAAACAGCGUAGCCACCACCUCAAUGGUGGGCUACGUUCUGGGAUUGGGCGAUCGGCAUGUGCAGAACAUUCUGAUUGACCAGCAAACAGCCGAAGUGAUACACAUAGAUUUUGGCAUCGCUUUCGGUCAGGGCAAGAUAAGUGCAACACCAGAGACGGUACCCUUUCGGCUUACACGUGACUUUGUUGCUCCCAUGGGCAUCUGUGGAACUAAGGGAGUGUUUACCAAGUCCUGCGAGGCCACCAUACAUAUACUGAGGCGUUACAAGUCCGUCUUCACCACCAUACUCGAGGUUCUGCUCUACGACCCACUCUUUAUUUGGGGUGUACUCAGAAAUAGGCAAUCUUCCCAGGAGUCCAGUAAAAGCGAGGAAUCGAUUAAUCUGGUGGCCCAGCGUGCCCUGCUUCAGGUGCAAAAUAAACUAGAGGGUCGGGAGGCAGGUACCCUCGGUGACUCGAAUGUGGAGGCUCAAGUGGAACGUCUGAUCAACGAAGCCACUCUGCCGGACAAUCUAUGUAUGCUCUUUACCGGCUGGGAUCCAUAUCUAUAAGGAAACGCACAUCACACAUUGUGGAGCACCACAAAAGUACAUCACAAUUGUUACCCAGUUAUCAACAAGAUUAGAAAUGUCGUUAUUUUUUAUGUUCUAUUUUGCAUUUGCUUCUAAUCUGUGAAACAAAUUCCUUUUCGCGAAAUUCGGUUGUGGUUUUUAUAAAAGGGAAACAUAUAAGUGGUUGCCAUUAUCUUUGAGCUGUCAAAUAAUGUCAUACUUCCACUAAAGUUGUACAAAUAUGUAGCUUUUAUAUAACUACACUACAACCUCAGAAAAGAUUGUAACGCAUAAAAGUGGGAAUUUCUACAAUGGGUUCAUUAGCACAUAAUACAUUGAUAAACGUAUAGUGGUUACCUGGUAAUCGGGUAAAAAGUUCAAGGGUAUAUUGUAUUUUUUGCUCCCGGGAAGUAAUGUAGGUAAUGUAAUCUAUGCAAAAAUCGUAUGAUACCAUGAUAUAGGAGACUGUAAGCGUUAAGGGAAACACAAUUGCAAUGGUAAAACCUUUCAAAUAUAGUUAUUAUCUACUAAUCUAA
This is a messenger RNA of Drosophila miranda, 8959 nucleotides long. RefSeq names its product serine/threonine-protein kinase ATM (gene tefu). Bases 102 to 8423 code for a protein of 2773 amino acids. NCBI's taxonomy places the organism in Eukaryota, Metazoa, Arthropoda, Insecta, Diptera, Drosophilidae. The record is from RefSeq and is a predicted model, not a curated record. The transcript is spliced from 28 exons. Gene Ontology annotation, biological process: DNA repair. Gene Ontology annotation, molecular function: protein binding; protein serine/threonine kinase activity.